Saprolegnia parasitica CBS 223.65 is the source of this 775-nucleotide messenger RNA. RefSeq lists its product as hypothetical. The record is from RefSeq and is a predicted model, not a curated record. Lineage: Eukaryota; Oomycota; Saprolegniomycetes; Saprolegniales; Saprolegniaceae. The coding region runs from base 15 to 749 and encodes 244 amino acids. The transcript has a single exon.
GGCGGCUGCGCAGCAUGAAGGGCGACGCGAUGCGCAUGGACGGCCGCGCCAUCCGCGCCGGACUCCGCGACAACCUUUUCGGCAAGGAGUACCUCGGCGCCGCCUACGCUGGCAACCAGCGCGACGAGUGGGCCUCGUCGCCCGAGGUGCGGACUCCGAGCUACAGCCGCUUCCAGCGCCACGACCUCGUCAAGGUCUACAAGGGCGCGUCGCUCAUGAAGGCGCGCGUGCUGCACGCGUCGGCGACGGACUACUUUGUCCACUACCAAGGCUACGCGAGCGACCACGACGAGUGGGUUCCGCACUACCGCGUGCUCGAGGACAAGGACGGCAGUGUUCUCGACGAGCCGAGUCGCCUUCGCCGCCGGCCCGAGGUCGACGUGCAUGUCCAGCAGCUCCAGAUCGAGAACAAGCGGCUCAAGGACGAACUCGCCAAGACGCAGGCGCUGCUCGCAACGGCCCAUGACAAGUUGGCGGGCGAGUGGAUGCAAGAGUGCUCGCAGUUGCAGCAAAAGUGUCUUGUCGUGAGCGACCACUGCAAGAAGGCCGUCGAGCGCGUCCACGGCGUCCUCGAGGAGAAGCAAAAGGUCAUCGACAGCUGGAACUGCGUCGUGUGCCUCGAGAACCAAGUCAACUGCGCGCUCACGCCGUGCGGUCACACCUUUUGCCUCGGCUGCGCCGUCCAGCUCGACAAGUGCCCCAUCUGCCGGCAGACGUCCGUGGCCCCGCUGCCCAUAUUUAGACCGUAAUUAUGAUGUAUUUUUGUGCAAUCCGA